GGGAAGGAACAGAGCGGAGCUCAGAGCACGCUGCCAUCUUUACCUCGCUCAUCUUCUUUUCCUGUCCAUUCUCCCUCUCGCACUGGAAUGAAUGUAACUGCUGGUGUUCAUCAGUGGGUUUCGCUACGAAGGAAGGCUUAGGCGCUGGGCACACACAUCCCAUCGAGCCGUAGCUCAGCAGCGUCUCGUCUACUGCAGGGCUUGGACUUCGGCCUGACAGGGGACACCAUGGAGGCCCCGCUCGUGUGUUUGGAUGAGGAGUUUGAAGACCUGCGCUCCUGUCGCAUGGACGAGCUGGACCAUCCGGCGCUCAACCACUCCACCUACUCCACCACCACCACCGUCGCUCUGGCCUCCAUCACCCGGGAGGACUUCUCUGAGCUGGAGAACUUCUCUGAGAUGAUGAGCUUCAAGUCCAUGGAGGACCUGGUCAACGAGUUUGACGAGAAGCUCAACGUCUGCUUCCACAAUUACAACACCAAGACGGAGGGCCUGGCGCCCAUCCGCAACCAGGCACACAGCCAGGAGGAUGAGGAGCGGCUGCGGGAUGAAGAUGUGUGGGACGCUCUAACUGACAACUACAUCUCCACCUGGGACGGCGCCGACGCGGAGGGUCUCAACGGAAACCUGUCCGAUCAGGAGAUCCACGAAAAAGAGGAAGAAGAGAUGAAUGAGAAGAACGACAAUUGUGCGAAUGAAGAGCCUCUCAUCACUGCUGAUCAGGUCAUUGAAGAGAUCGUGGAGAUGAUGGAGAACUCUCCGGAUCCUGGAGAAACCGAGGAGGAGGAUGAGGGGGAGAGCGGCCAGUGCUCCUUCCAGACCAAGCCCCCUCUGCUGGAGGAGAUCAGGAAGCUGUCAGAGGCCUCCAACGACAACAGCUCCUCUGGAGGCCUGAGCCUGAUGCACAGCUCUGCACUGCUGGAGCUGCUGCACCGGGUGGAGGCUGCCAUUCGGACGUACUCUGAGGAGCUGGUGAGCCAGCUGGCGCGGCGCGAGGAGCUGGCCUUCGAGAAGGAGGUGAAGAACACCUUCAUCACGGCCCUGAUGGAGGUUCAGAACAGGCAGAAGGAGCAACGGGACAGCAGCAAACGGCGGCGCCGGGACAAGGCCCUGAGCCUGCAGGGAGGGGCCCCGCCUGUGAACGCGGGCUCCGCAGGACGCCCGGAGAGGACGGGAGGAAUGCCCGUCAAACGCUUCAGCAUGGAGGGACUGUCCAACAUCCUGCAGACGGGCAUCAGACAGACAUUUGGAGGCACAGGCAACGACAAACAGUAUCUGAACACAGUGAUUCCAUAUGAGAAGAAGGGCAGCCCUCCAUCCGUUGAUGACCUGCAGAUGCUCACAAAAAUUCUUUACGCCAUGAAGGAGGACAGUGAGAAGGUGCCUACGCUGCUGACUGACUACAUACUGAAAGUCUUGUGUCCCACCUAGAGCCCCUGCAGGCUCGGGGGCCACAGCGUGACGGGGGGCUCUUCUCUGGAGUCCCACUCUCCUCACUCGUGCUCCAAGCUGCAUGACCUCCCAUCCUUUACAACUAUCAGCCAUGGAUCCUCACCAUCGACAUUAUUCUCUUCACCCUAUGACUGCUGCCUUCUGCUGAGCUCACCCUCUCCCCUGCUGCACAGCAGGCUCAGGCCAGACACCACCAGACGCCAAACCAACACGAGGGGCUUCACUAAUGGAGCUUCACACGCUGUUAAUGACUUUGGUACAUGAACACAACAUUAUGUUGUUCACAGUCAUUGUUUAUUUUGUUGUUUUCACACAUGAUUAAUUCAAAAGGACUACACUGCAAGAAAAUGUAAAUCCCCUGCUGCAUCCUCCAGUGAUCACCCUCCUGUACUGUUUCAGAUGAAUCUCCUUCAUUUGAACUCUAAAGCCAUGCACCUUCUCUGCCAACUUAGUACUGUAGCUCAUGACUGACACUAACACCACUAUUUACGGGUGCAGCACGUUGCUUUUCUGUUUCCUGGUCUCUCUUACAUUUGGUUCCACUUAAAAUCCAGUGUUCUUCUGACUUUUUAGUCAUUUCCUUUUGUUUGUAUCAGGAUUUUUUAUAUAAACUUUGUUGCUGAUUUUCUAUAUCACUCACAAUGUCGUCAGAGAGAAACAAGCUUCUGUGCAUUUCAUCCCGUUCCAUCAGGGAAUUUCCCGUGGACAGAUCAUCCGGAUCAGAUGAGCUCAAUAAAGGCCAGCAUAUUAGCGUAUUUACGACUUCCUUUGCGCCAUGUAGGUGAAUGUUACAAUGCUAAUCGUAAAUUCUAAUAAAUAUUAGACACAAA
Molecule: messenger RNA, 2282 nt
Organism: Betta splendens (Siamese fighting fish)
Lineage: Eukaryota; Metazoa; Chordata; Actinopteri; Anabantiformes; Osphronemidae
Gene: fez1
Product: fasciculation and elongation protein zeta 1 (zygin I)
Exons: 10
Coding region: 229-1431 (400 amino acids)
Cellular component (GO): cytoplasm; axon
Source: RefSeq, a predicted model, not a curated record